This is a messenger RNA of Trichoderma breve, 357 nucleotides long. Its product is annotated as ribosomal protein s26e domain-containing protein. NCBI's taxonomy places the organism in Eukaryota, Fungi, Ascomycota, Sordariomycetes, Hypocreales, Hypocreaceae. Gene Ontology annotation, molecular function: mRNA binding; structural constituent of ribosome. The transcript is spliced from 4 exons. Gene Ontology annotation, cellular component: cytosolic small ribosomal subunit; ribosome. The coding region runs from base 1 to 357 and encodes 118 amino acids. The record is from RefSeq and is a predicted model, not a curated record. Gene Ontology annotation, biological process: translation.
AUGGUCAAGAAGAGAAAGAACAACGGCCGCAACAAGAAGGGCCGCGGCCACACCAAGCCCAUCCGCUGCAGCAACUGCUCGCGAUGCACUCCCAAGGAUAAGGCGAUCAAGCGCUUCACCAUCCGCAACAUGGUCGAGUCUGCUGCCAUCCGUGAUAUCUCCGAUGCCUCUGUCUUCGCCGAGUACACUGUCCCCAAGAUGUACCUGAAGCUGCAGUACUGCGUCUCUUGCGCUAUCCACGGCAAGAUUGUCCGUGUCCGAUCUCGCGUGGGCCGCCGUAACAGGGCUCCCCCCCCUCGUGUCCGCUACAACAAGGACGGCAAGAAGAUCACCCCUACCGCUGCCCCCAAGGUUUAA